GCAAAACUUGCAGUUCAAAGUCUAAUAAAGAAGAAAAUGAAAAUGGCAUUCUACCAUCACUUGGCGAUACAAAAGAAGCAAUGGAACAUGCUGGUGAGGAGAUGUCUAAGGAACUUCCUAACCUCUUGAUAUCACCUGGUAUGACUGAUAAUGACUAUGAUGAUUUUAGUCAGAAAAGUGAUGCCAAACCAAAAUUGUCACCAAACCAAGAACUAGGUAUAAAGAAACAGUGUACAAAUGUGGACAAUAAAGCACAAGAAAAAUCCCUGAAUCAAGAAAAGAAACAUAGUUCCAUAGAACAGAAUAAUGAAAUUGGUUGCAAUGAGGACGUAAUAUCAAAGUCAAAAGUAAAAACUGAUAAGGAAAGAACUGACAAAGACUUGAUUCAGUCAGAGACGAAACAUAAAACGAAGGAAAAAACUGAAGCGGUGAUGAAGGCUGAAAAUUCAACCAACCCUAAUGGACACUUACAAGUCACAGAAACCAACUGCCACAGGAAAGACAGUGGACAUAACACAUCUGUUGAAAAGUCACCCAUGGACCGCGGAGCUAACAGGCACAUGAGUACAUGUGAGAGCUCCCCGGACACCCCUACCAAGGUCAAGGCAAGGAUGAAAAGUUAUGUUGUCAAGGUAACAGAUGAUAGAGGUGAAGACCCCAGGAAGAGGAGACCUAGGAGGUGCAGUGACUUUGAUAUGAACAGAAUGACACCAUCAAGACAGAAAAGAACUUGGACAGAUGACUUAAAAAACACCACUCACAAACAGAGCAGGAGUAAUCCAUCUGUUCAGUCUGAAAAGAAAAAGGAGCAAAAAGCAGAAUGUCCAAUUGAAAAACUUAGGAGAAAGAUCAAAGAGAGUAAAAUAUCACAAAGAAAGUAUGAAGGAAUGGCCUCAGCACAGAUUCAACAGAAAGUCACAUUGAGACUAUCAGAUCAAAAAGUUGAAAUGAAUAUGAGAAAAAUAGGUGAUGACAAAAAACAUGUCCAACCUAGUAAGUUGCUGGAACCAGAGUCCAAAAGUGUACAAGGAACAGUGAAAGAAGAGAAAGGGGAUGAAGAGUUGAAACACCAAGUUAAGUCACAGGAGACAUGUGAUACAGAGAAACAGCAAUCUUCAGUAAGGCAACCAGAGGAACCAGUCUCUGACCCCAGUUCAUCCAUUCCUAUACGAAGUGAAGCACAGAUUUGUGUAUCCUUAAUAAAAAAGGACCACAACUUGAAAAUUGUCCAAAGCUCACCUGAAAAAGUACCCAUUUUACCUCCAUCUAAGGAACAAGGACAAAACCCAGUAGGGGCAGGCAAUGAUAGUGGAGUUGAUGAUCAGAGUGAAAUCCCACAGACUAGGAGUGGUCCUGUAUUGGUCAAGGAUCAAACAAAACCCAUCCAACAGAAACAAGACCAGGCUUCAUCACAGCCAGUAAACAUAUGUACAUCUAAUGAACAGCUUGAAAAUAAGUCUCCUAUGGGUGAAGUUUCUGACAAUCUUUCUGCCAACCUGAAUAGCGAAUGCAAAUCAAAUCACUCUGCAGUGCAUGAUCAGCAGCAAAAUAGACCUGAAAUUUCAAAAGGUGAAGCUAGUAACGAAAAACAAGAACAGUGUGAAAACCUAGAGAAAUGCAGACUGCCCAAAGAGAAACCAGCUGAAGAUUUAGAGAAAUGUGAGCAGAAUUGUUCCACACAGUUGGAAGUUCAAAGACCAACUGAAGGAUUUCGACCAACCAGCCCACCUGCCAUCUCCAGACAAGUUUUAUGUUUGAGUGACUCAGCAACACAAGAUAAUUCCCAGAGUAACAAGAAACAACAGAAACCAGACACUAGUGAAGGGAAGCUGUUACUGACCAAGAAUGGAGGGAAAGAUAAUGCACUGCCAGGAAAAAAUGAAUGUGAAAAAGCCGGUGUUGCACCCGUAAGAAACCAAGAAAUGAUGCAAGAUGUGGACAGUCAAAGCCAUGAAAAAAUACAGACAGAAAGAAUAUCACCUUAUGAUGAACACAAAAACAGAAGAAAGAGAAAGCCUUCAAAAGCAGAAAAGAACGAACAGUCAAAAAGAAAUCAAAAUAAUGAACAGGAGGGAGAUAUUUAUAAUCCACCAAAAUCCAAAAGAAGAUGUUAUGAUAGCAACUCAAAAGAACGAGAGAGAUCCUCAUCAACAGAGGUGAGGAAAUCAUCUGAUGAUACAAAAUCAACUAAAAAAUUGAAAUCUGAGGGAUUGAAGUAUCAGAAGCACAAUUCUCACUCAAAGUUUUCAGAUUCAACAAAUAAGACACUGUACGAGAAAAAAGUUGAACACAAAUUCUACAAAGGAGAAAAGGGUUCCAUGCAAUACCAUGAAAAACAAGAACAAAAGUCAUACAAAAAGCCUUAUCUUCUUGAGUCCAAAGCAAUAGACAAGGUACAAAGAUUCAAAUCAAAGGGCUCUGAUUUUACAUGGCAUGACCAAUCCAACAUAUUUGGCAGAGGACGGGGGAGAGGCAGAGGUAGGGGGAGAGGCAGGGGCCGAGGUAGAGGUCGAGGCCAGUUCUACAAUAAAUCAAGCUCAGGGAGGCAGCCUUAUAGGAAAACUCUACUAGAUAGAAAUGGUGAAUUUUAUUCUGGUGAUUAUCAGCAAGAUAACUGGGAUCAAGGACGGCAGGAGGAGACUGAUUUUACCUCCGAUAACUUUGGAAAUAACUGGGAAUAUGACAACAGGAAUGGGACAAAUGCUCAAGACUAUGGGUAUAAUUCACAAAUGGGACAGGGAGAUUGCUAUGGCAACAGUAACCAAGGGUCUUGGAAUAACAGAUGGCAGAAUGAAUCUUAUUCACAGGAGUGGUCCAAUAAUAAUAAUAAUAAUAACAACAAUAACUGGGGAAAUAAUCAAGGUUAUGGAUGUAAUCAGUGGAAUGGACAUUCUCAGUCCCAACAGUGGAACUCCAAUGGUGGUUCAUGGCAGAGGGAACCAAACAAUUAUAGAAGAUGGCAGAACUAACCACAUCAGUGGAAAUGUCUUCAUGUGAAAUGCGUGAACAUCUCAGUUACAUUAGCUGCAAUGGAAUGAUGCCAGUUUCCUGGACCUGAAGAACAUCUUGUGCCUGAUAUUUGUGAAAACAAGUUCCCAGUGCCAAAAACAACAAAAUAAACUUCCGCCUGUCCACCUUACUGAAUAUCAGGCUUUUUGAGGCUGCAAAUGUGUUUGGAACUACUUUCCUUUGGAAUUUAGACUUUGUUAAUUCUGUACCUUUAAGUUUUAAGAGCAAUGCCAGGCAACAGAAAAUGGAAUAUAUUGUGCAUACUGUACCCAAAGAUGGGUAUUUGGACAGAUACAUUGCCACAACAGUGAUCUAGAUAGACAAAUCUAGAUGUGACCCACCUGUCAAAUUUUAAUUUUCUUUAUUUUGCAUCACUUACGAAAUGCUGGUGUGCACGUGUGACCUUCAGCAGUCAUUAUUAUUCUAGAUUGGCAGCAUUAUUAGUCUACAUCUGAGAUUAAAUCUAAAGAUACAACUGCCUAAAUUGACAGGGAAUGUUAAGUUUAUUGAAUUUCAAAAAUUGUGGUGCAUAUAUAGCACUCAAUAAAGACUAUAUUUUUUAUAUUUAACAAUUUAUUGCUGAAUAUCAAUU
Lingula anatina is the source of this 3601-nucleotide messenger RNA. RefSeq lists its product as uncharacterized. NCBI's taxonomy places the organism in Eukaryota, Metazoa, Brachiopoda, Lingulata, Lingulida, Lingulidae. The record is from RefSeq and is a predicted model, not a curated record.